This is a messenger RNA of Phalacrocorax carbo (great cormorant), 5012 nucleotides long. NCBI's taxonomy places the organism in Eukaryota, Metazoa, Chordata, Aves, Suliformes, Phalacrocoracidae. The record is from RefSeq and is a predicted model, not a curated record.
UCAAAGGUGCCGGCGGCGGGGAGCGUGUCGGCCACGCGCACCCGGCAUGCCGCCGUCCCACCCCCUCGCGCCACCGCCGCCAAUCGGAGCCGAGAGGCGCAGAGCUUCGCUGCCGCGGGCGCUCCACCAUUGGCCAGCGGCGGGCGGGGGGGCGGGUCGAGCCGGGCCGGGCUGCGGCGCGCUGUGUGCCGCGCUGCCGGGUCCGGAGGGCGCUCCCGCACGCGGGGCUCAGGUGGCGGUGGCGGUUCCGGACUCGCUCUCGCCGCGGCCCCGCCCCCGCCGCCCGCCCAGCCCCCGCCGCCGCCCGUCGCUGUCUGACAGGAGGUACCAUGGCCUCACGCAAGAGCUCCAGAGGCGCCGGCGGCAGCCCCGUCCCCGGCUCCAAGAGAGAGUCUAAACAUGGAGGAAGCAAGAAUGGAAAGAAAGAAGGCCUCUCUGGAAGCUCAUUUUUCACCUGGUUUAUGGUAAUUGCUUUGCUGGGAGUUUGGACAUCAGUAGCAGUUGUCUGGUUUGAACUUGUAGAUUAUGAAGAAGUUCUAGGCAAGCUUGGCUUAUAUGAUGCUGAUGGAGAUGGAGAUUUUGAUGUGGAAGAUGCUAAAGUAUUGCUAGGCCUUAAAGAAAGAUCUGUCCCAGCACAGCCAACGUCACCAGAAUCUGAGGAGACCACCCAGCCUGCUGAGAAGUCAUAUGUUGAAUCAGAGCACCAGAAUGCUGGCAUAGAAUCGGAAGAGGAAAUUCAGUCUGUUCUUCGUGAAGCUCUCCAUUCCCAGCCUGGAGAGAGACAUGAAGAUGUUGAUGAAAGCGUAAAUGAUGAGUGGCAAGUGAAGGAAGAAACACCUGGAGAAGCUUCUGAAGCUCCUGUAACAGAUGACUUGCUGAGAGAAUUAGAGAAUGAAAUUCCAGAAGCAUAUGAGGCACCAGACUCAGAUCAGAAAGAUGCUGAUCUUUUGGCAGAUGAUCUUGAAGCAAUGGAGCCUGAACCAUAUGAAGCUCCAGUUUCAUAUGAAUAUGAUAUGGAUGUGGAAAAGACAGUAAGUGAUCCAGAAGCUCCAGGUGACUCUGAACAAAUGCCAGAAGAUGCUAUUGAACAUUACACAGAGGAUAGAGUGCAUGGAGAUUAUAAUGAAGACCAUGAACCAAAACAUGAAGAGCAGACUGAGGCUCAAGAUAUAGCUGUCGAGGACCUUCUGGAGGAGGUGAUUGAAGUCACAGAGCCAGACUUUGAUAAAGAGCCAUCAGAAAGUAAGCAUACAGAAGAUGAUGUGGCCACUGAACCAGAGGAAUCAGAAAUGCCUAUUCAAGCUGAGGAUUAUUCAAAUGACGAUCUAGUGGGGAAAAGUGAAAAAGAAACUGAAAAAGACAAAACAGGAAAAGCUAAAAAGAAGAAGAAGCCAAAGCUCUUAAACAAGUUUGAUAAGACCAUUAAAGCUGAACUAGAUGCUGCAGAAAAAUUACGUAAAAAAGGAAAAGUUGAAGAAGCUCUAAGGGCCUUUGAAGCAUUAGUGAGUCAAUAUCCACAGAGUCCUCGAGCAAGAUACGGGAAAGCACAGUCUGAAGAUGACUUAGCUGAGAAAAUGAGAAGUAAUGAGAUGCUGCAAAAAGCCAUCAAUACCUACGAUGAGGUGGUUAGUCUGCCAAAUGUCCCUUCAGAUCUGAUAAAACUGAGCUUGAAACGAGAAGCAGACAGGCAGCAGUUUCUUGGUCGCAUGAGAGGUUCCCUGGUUACUCUACAGAAAUUAGUUCAGCUGUUUCCAAGUGAUACUUCAUUGAAGAAUGACCUUGGUGUUGGUUACCUCUUGAUAGGAGAUAACAGCAAUGCCAAGAAAGUAUAUGAAGAGGUUCUAAGCCUAGCUCCAAAUGAUGGCUUUGCCAAAGUACAUUAUGGCUUCAUCCUGAAGGCAGAAAACAAGAUAGCAGAGAGCAUACCCUAUCUAAAGGAAGGACUAGAGUCUGGUGAUCCCGGCACAAAUGAUGGACGCUUUUAUUUUCAUCUGGGUGAUGCCUUGCAGAGAAUGGGAGACAAAGAGGCAUACAAGUGGUAUGAACUUGGAUACCAAAGAGGUCAUUUUGCAUCAGUUUGGCAGCGCUCCCUCUACAAUGUCAAGGGACUAAAAGCUCAACCUUGGUGGACAGCAAGGGAAACUGGUUACACAGAACUGGUGAAGUCUUUAGAAAAAAACUGGAAGCUAAUUCGGGACGAGGGGCUUGCUGCGAUGGAUAAAAAAAGAAACCUUUUCCUGCCUGAAGAUGAGAAUCUACGAGAGAAAGGAGACUGGAGCCAGUUUACCUUAUGGCAACAAGGAAGGAAAAAUGAGAAUGCUUGUAAAAGUGUUCCAAAAACAUGCACUUUAUUGGAAAGAUUCCCGGAAGCUACUGGCUGCAGAAGAGGGCAGAUCAAAUAUUCUAUCAUGCACCCGGGGACUCAUGUCUGGCCCCACACAGGGCCCACCAAUUGUCGGCUAAGGAUGCAUUUGGGCUUGGUGAUACCUAAGGAAGGCUGCAGAAUUCGGUGUGCCCAAGAGAACAGAACCUGGGAAGAAGGGAAAGUUCUUAUUUUUGAUGACUCUUUCGAACAUGAAGUAUGGCAGGAUGCUGAAAGUUAUCGCCUGAUAUUCAUUGUGGAUGUGUGGCACCCUGAGUUAACAGCACAACAAAGACGCACCCUUCCUGCUAUUUAAGGGGUUCCUUCUGAUGUGCGGAGCAGCGGAGCUUUAAUCCCUUUGGAGUAUGCAUAUAGGAUUAAUUUAUCCAGUGUACGAAGAAUACAAAUAUUGUGAGGGUUUAAAGAGAUAAGGAUGACAUUCUGCAAUCACAGAGGACUUGAUUUUAAAAAAGGAAAAAAGAAGGAAAAAAAAGCCAUGUUUUGUUUCAUACUGCUGCAGCACUGAUACGUAUUGUUGUUAUGGCUGCAAGUUUUAAAAAUACAAAUCUUGUCAGCCAAAGAGCAAUAGGUCUGGAUUUUCAAACUGAGGAAUGUGCAGAUGUUUUUACCAUGCCUAUAUUAUGUAUGCAAAAACCAGUCAGUCAGUCACCUGCCUGACCAUGUUCAGGCACAAGAUUUGCGAUUCUACAUCUGGGAAGCAACAUGUAAGAUAUUUACAAAUAUAUGCACACAACCAACUUUGAAAAUCAGUAUGCAGUUGUAAUGUUAGCUGCUUUAGCCAUAGAACAUGUCCCUUUGUUAUAUCAACUGUAGAUAAUGUGAACGGGUUAUGUGUGGUUUGUAUUUUUUUUAUCCUGAAUGACUAUUUUUCUAGCAUAAUUAUGAACAAAUCUUCUUUAAUCAACCACUAUUUUUUAAAAAACAAUAUAUAUGUAAGUGCAUCUCUAGCUAUCAGCAGAAGGAAAACACUACAUAUUAACAGAUUUCAUUUUUGCAAAGUGUGGCCUUGUCUUGCCUUCCUGGAAAUACAAAGAGAAAUUUGCAUAAUCAGCUGCUUAGUGAAGCUUUGUUCUUCUAAAACAAAAUAGUUUUCUUACUUAGCAGGCAACCUUCAGUUUGAUAAUGUGAUUUUGGAAGAUCUUGAGCAAAUGUGACAUCUCUAGGCGCAGAUCUUAAAGUGCUUGACAGUACUUAGGAUUAUGUGGUGAACUGCUAUUUCUCCUAUCGUUACAAAAGCUUGUGUUGUGACAUCCAUUUUCUACCCAGCAAAAGUCUGGGGGAUCCCCUUCCAGGGGCUUCUUCUAGGCUGCCCUUGGGUGGUUGUUCAGCAGAAGAAAAAUACGUGAAGAAUUUCUUGUGCUUUGGGCAGAAGGACAAGGUCUAACUUGGCUUCCUGCCAGAAUGCAGAGCAGACAAAGGGCUUCAGGUUAUUAACUUGUAUUAACUUCUGCUGCCAGCAUCCUAGAGAGUGCCAGAAUGCUCCUUUAAUUGACCUAAUGGUGUUUUCCUUGUCUUGAAACGUAUGACAUAAUGCUGAAGUAGCCUUAUGCCAGUACUGUUUACAGUAUGCUCUAUAUUUGCCAUACAGAAUUUGCUAUAUGGAAAAAAGGCCUGUUUUGAAGACAGAAAACUGGUUGCAUAUUUAAGCAGUUCUUUGGUCUUUCAGGUUUAUACUAUUUAAUGGCAGGUGGAGGGUGCAGGACCCUCUGCUGUUAACUUCUAAGAACACUAACAGGAAAGAGAGACUUGAGGUUGCACUGAAGAUGUUUAUGGCUGGCUGUUCUCUACUCACCUGCAAAACCAGCCGGGUGUGGGUAGGUGUGCUAGGACGCUCAGGGCUUGUCAGGAGCAGUGGCAUCAUUACCAGGGUUGUGAGAGACAAACACUAAGCAAGGAGACAUUGAGGUUACUUAAUCUCCACAGCUUUGGCUUUGUUGUCCAAAAGACACUGAACAGUCAUGUUAUUUGUUUAAUGUUCAGUGGUUUUGUACUGCAGAGACCACGUCAUGGUACCUAAGUAUCAUGACUAGAAUGCCAUGUUUGCUGGAGCAAAAUACAGAUAAGAGCUGUGCAUUCCCAUAAACUGAAUGCUUUUCAGUUUUUGUGUUUUACUAGGUAAUUAAAUCUUAUAAUGCCACGUAACACAUGGUGAUUGCACCAUAAAUUAAUGUAACCAGUUUCUGGAGGUGUGCACUUUAAUUUCCUUUUUGACUAUUAAACUGAUAAACCCUCUCUGAUCAAGAGUCAGUUUUAGACAGCUAUGAUAAUGAGGCUUUAGUGUAUUGUCCGUAUCAAAAAUAACACUGAGACUAUACACAAUAUAGUCUCUGUAACGGUUGUCGGUUAAUCAUCAUGAAAACUUAAAAUAUUUAGAAUUUUCAUGCUUAAGAAAAUUUAAAAAUACUUUUGGAGAGCUUUAGGAGAAUUGUGCAAAACUGGAAAUAAGGUACUUGGCAUUGUGCGGGGUCAUAGGACAAAAGUUUUUCAAAUCUGCUGGUAGUUGUUCAGCCAGAGGCUGUAUUUUGUAUCUCUGUAAGGUGAUCAAGCAGUACAAAUCAUGAACUAUUUUGUAAUUCUGUAAAAUAAAGACAUAGUUUGUAAAGAAGAAAUCAAGAACUUUUGAAAUCAA